Messenger RNA from Yamadazyma jaroonii, 1209 nucleotides. NCBI's taxonomy places the organism in Eukaryota, Fungi, Ascomycota, Pichiomycetes, Serinales, Debaryomycetaceae. The record is from the annotation of a GenBank genome assembly.
AUGGAUUGUAAUACUAAUUCUUUGAAGGAUUUGAACUCCUUUACUAAUCGAAAUCAAACCUACCAGCAGAUAAAUCCUCAGUUUAGUCAGUUUAAACCAACAAAUGAAGUAAAUAACCAACAGUUCGAAAGUUUCAAGAAUAAUCAACCAGAUUUCCAGUUCAACCCACAAUUCCAAGGACUUCCAAGAGAUAACAUACAGUUUCAGAAUCAUCAUGGUCAAAGGAAUGUAACAAGAGAUCAAGUGCAAUCCAGAGAUCAAUUCAAAAAUGACUGGGUCAAAGAUUUCUCCAAAAUUUCCAUCAGACAUGGAGAAACUAAUCAAAUGAAUCAAGUGAGUAAUGUAAACCAAAUGAACCAGAUGAACCAAAUGAAUCACACGAAUCAAAUGACCCAAAAUAAUGCUAAUAGUAUGUACAUGAAUAGUGGAUAUCAACCCAUGCAAAUGAAUAGAAUGAAUCAAAUGAGUAUGACUCAAAAUGGUAUGACAGAACAUCAAGAAUUACAUAGACCAGAAAUCGAACAUGAAUUAACUGAUCAACAAUUCGAGCAAGAGUUUAAAUUACUUGAACAAGAGCAUCAAGAAAAUGAAACCAAAGUUGGUAAUCAAGACAAUGAACAAUUUGCAGAUGCUGCCAAAAAGAUAAAACAAACAUUAGAGUCCAAUGGCAAGUUCAAAAACUCGAACUUUUUGAAAUUAAUGAGUUCAAUAUCCAAUAAGACCGUAGAAUUGAAUGAUCAAGGUGAUAAAUUAGUCGAUCAACAAGGAAAUGAAGUGAAGUUAGACGAAAUGGAAACUGAUUUGGAUGAAAAUCAAGCUAAUCAAACUGUAGUAGAUACAGAACAGAUAGAUUAUCAUCAAACACCUCAUGAAUUUGUACCUCAAUACGAAAACAAAAUCCCUGAACAACCUAUAUUUCAAUAUGAUCAUUAUGGUAACAAAAUAGGUGAAAAUAUGCAUCCGCCAGUCAAGGAAAGUGAACGAGAAUCUAUUCAAAAUAAUUUACCUGAUCCUUUAGCUCACUUGAAAGGAGAAUUAGAUGCCAAUGAGUCUUUGUUAGCAGCAAGAAUCGUAAGUGGAAACCAAGUCAACUCCAAUGAUUGGCUUGAAGAUUACUCCAUGGAUACUGUUCCACCACCAAGAAAUAAUAUGAUGGGUGAUUGGCAAGAAGUUUACGAUGAUUAUAGACAUGAUGACGAUUACCAUUAA